CGUCGCGCAAGUGGAUUAGGCAUUGUAUAGAGCUUAUUCUUUCAACCAGUCUCUCACUCAACACUAUGAGCUCAAAGGAAGUAAACAUUGUGUGUGCAUGAAACUGUGAAUAUUGAAAUCUCCAGAAUGGCGUUCAGGAAUGAAAAUACAAAACCAUGGCAAAAGGGCACCCGGCCUUCUCUCGGAAAAGAACAUCAGCAUAAGUUGAUCCAAAAAAUGGGUGACACUAAAGACGUGUUUCGAAAUGUCAGCCAGAAGCCCGGUCUGCAGAUAUGGACCAUUAAUAACAUGGAAAUGGUCCCUGUUCCUCCUCAGGCACACGGUAACUUCUUCGAGGGAGACUGUUACAUCGUUUUAAAUAUAAGCAAGGGCCAGGGCCAGAACUCGGACAUUCAUUACUGGAUAGGGAACUCUUCCUCUCAGGACGAACAGGGUGCAGCGGCCAUCUACGUGACCCAGCUGGACGAACAUCUGGGGGGCAGUCCCGUGCAGCACAGGGAGGUCCAGAGAUAUGAGUCGGCCCGAUUCAAGAGCUACUUCAAAAACGGCCUCAUAUAUAAAAAGGGGGGCGUGGCUUCGGGCUUUAACCAUGUUGAACCCAACUCAUACAAUGUCCUGCGCUUGCUGCACGUCAAAGGGAAGAAACAUGUCACUGCAUCUGAGGUGGAGGUGUCAUGGAACAGCUUCAACAAUGGAGACAUAUUCCUUUUGGACAUGGGCAAAGCCAUAGUGCAGUGGAACGGUCCCAAGAGCAACAGAGGAGAGAAGCUCAAGGCUGUCUUGUUGGCCCAGGACAUCCGGGACAGGGAGCGGGGAGGCCGGGCUCAGAUUGGGGUGGUGGAGGGAGGAGACGAGGCAGGCUCUCCAGAACUGAUGAAGAUCAUGACCUCUGUGCUUGGACAAAGAAAGGGAGGUCUGAAGAGCGCCAUACCUGACGACCAGCCAGAUCAUGCACAGAAAAGCUUUGUACGACUCUACAAUGUUUUUGAAGAAAGUGGGAAUCUGGUCAUUCGAGAGGUGGCCACUCAGCCCCUCACUCAAAACCUGCUUCGUUCCACUGACUGCUACAUUGCAGACCAGAAUGGCUCUUGUGUGAUGGUGUGGAAAGGCAAACAAGCCUCACCUGUUGAGCGAGCGGAGUCUUUGAACAGAGCAAUGGGGUAUAUAAAAACCAAAAAUUACCCACCCAGCACCAGUCUGGAGGUGAUGAAUGAAGGAGGGGAAACUGCCAUGUUCAAGCACCUCUUUAAAUCCUGGAAAGACAAAGGGCAAACUCAGGGCCUGGGUACCACACACACUGUUGGCAAAAUUGCCAAAGUGGAACAGGUGAAGUUUGAUGUUAUGCAGCUGCAUGCACGUCCUGAUCUGGCAGCACAGCAACGCAUGGUUGAUGAUGCUUCAGGGGAAGUGAAGAUAUGGAGAAUUGAGGACUUGGAGCUCGCCGAGGUUGAUCCAAGCACAUAUGGACAGUUCUAUGGAGGAGACUGUUACUUGGUGCUUUACACAUAUAUGAGAGCCAACAAACCGCAGUAUAUCCUUUACAUGUGGCAGGGUCGCCAUGCUACCAAAGAUGAGAUCACAGCAAGUGCUUAUCAAGCAGUUAACAUUGAUAAUAAAUACAACGGUGCUCCAGUGCAGGUCAGAGUGACCAUGGGGAAGGAACCUCGGCAUUUCCUGGCUAUUUUUAAAGGCAAACUCAUCAUUUUUGAGGGGGGAACGGGUCGGGCAGGUGUGACAAAGCCUGAACCUGGGCCUAGACUCUUCCAAGUCAAAGGAACAAAUGAAUUCAACACCAAAGCCACUGAAGUCCAAGCAAAAGCAUCAUCCUUGAACUCCAAUGAUGUUUUCCUGCUAAAGACAGAGCGUGCGUGCUACCUGUGGUACGGAAAGGGCUGCAAUGGCGAUGAGCGCGAGAUGGGCAAAGCAGUGGCCGAUGUGCUGUCGAGACAGGACAAGCGGGUGGCAAUGGAGGGGCAGGAGCCAGCUGAAUUCUGGGUUGCUCUGGGAGGAAAAACUCCUUAUGCAAAUGACAAGAGUCUGCAGACACAGGAGCCCCAACAUAGCCCUAGACUUUUUGAAUGCUCCAAUCAGACGGGCCGCUUCAUGAUAACAGAGGUGGAUGACUUCACUCAGUGCGACCUGGAUGAAACGGAUGUCAUGUUGCUUGACACAUGGGAAGAAAUUUUCCUUUGGAUUGGAAACUUAGCCUAUGAGUAUGAGACCAAAGAGGCCUGGAACAGCGCUCGGGAGUACUUAAGGACCCACCCUGCAGGUCGUGACCCGGACACACCCAUAUGCUUCGUCAAACAGGGACGUGAGCCUCUUACGUUCACCGGGUGGUUCAACGCAUGGGACCCUCAAAUGUGGAGUGGAGGAAGUACCUAUGAGCAGAUGAAAAAUAAGUUCAGUGAUGAGACUUCAGUAUCCCAGAUUGCUUUAGAUUUGAGCAUCACUAACCUAAACAAGGGUCCUAGUGAGGGUGGGUACAGGGCUCCGGGCGGCCCUGUCACCUCCCCUCAAGGAAACAGACUGCUCGGGGGAAACAAGUCUUCUCCCACCAGCCCCACGUCCCAUAGGUCCUCCAGUACCUCCUCCUCAUCCUUUACAUCCAGUGGAAGCGGAGAGUUCUUUGUAGACCCCCAAUUACUCAUCAACAAGCCUGCUGAGGAGCUGCCCUCUGGAGUGGACCCCAGCCUGAGAGAGGAGUACCUUUCUGAUGCGGAUUUUGAGAGUGUACUUGGGACAACCCGUGCAGACUUCCAGCGGCUGCCAAAAUGGAGGCAAAAUGACAUGAAGAAAAAGGCGGGACUCUUCUAAGAAAACCGAUAUUACAGGUUAUGUCUCGUAACCUUGUCAAACCGAUUCUACCGCAAUACCAAAAAGUAACCCAGUAUUUAUCAUUUCUUGGAACACAGGGAAAGCUAUUGAAGAGUAGCCUGAAUUCUAAUACUGCUUACAAUUACCAAGUGCCUAACUACUGUAUCAUUUAUUUUUUCAUAUCAGUGAAAUCAAAGUGCUCUGCACAUAUGGACUGCAUUAUAUUUUAUUUGGAUUGUUAUUAUACGGUGAUUGUUUUCUGCAUGAUAUUUAAUUAUAAAUUAUUAUAAAAUAAAUA
Molecule: messenger RNA, 3115 nt
Organism: Periophthalmus magnuspinnatus
Lineage: Eukaryota; Metazoa; Chordata; Actinopteri; Gobiiformes; Gobiidae
Gene: vill
Product: villin-like
Exons: 21
Coding region: 127-2817 (896 amino acids)
Biological process (GO): actin polymerization or depolymerization; cytoskeleton organization; actin filament severing
Cellular component (GO): actin cytoskeleton; cytoplasm
Molecular function (GO): actin filament binding; phosphatidylinositol-4,5-bisphosphate binding
Source: RefSeq, a predicted model, not a curated record